Peronospora matthiolae is the source of this 192-nucleotide messenger RNA. NCBI's taxonomy places the organism in Eukaryota, Oomycota, Peronosporomycetes, Peronosporales, Peronosporaceae. The record is from the annotation of a GenBank genome assembly.
AUGACCAAGCACCUGGACAAGUCCGAUGAACUUUUCAUUAGCCUUCAUUAUCUAAGUGAGCCUGUUGACAAUGUGCGGCAGCUCGUAAUUCUGCUUAGGAGUCUACCUGCAGAGUUACAAGUUAUUCUAUCGAUAUUGGAGAACACCAAGGGUGUUACGCACAUUGGGAUGAAGGAGGAUCUGCUCAAGUAG